Myripristis murdjan (pinecone soldierfish) is the source of this 1244-nucleotide messenger RNA. It is a transcript of the gene orai1b, whose product is annotated as ORAI calcium release-activated calcium modulator 1b. Gene Ontology annotation, cellular component: membrane. The transcript is spliced from 2 exons. The record is from RefSeq and is a predicted model, not a curated record. Gene Ontology annotation, biological process: store-operated calcium entry. Gene Ontology annotation, molecular function: store-operated calcium channel activity. NCBI's taxonomy places the organism in Eukaryota, Metazoa, Chordata, Actinopteri, Holocentriformes, Holocentridae. Bases 257 to 928 code for a protein of 223 amino acids.
AGUUUAUUCUGGCGGAUGUUCCAUUGCAGGCGCGCAGGCUUGUGGGUAAUAUAAGGUGCGGACCGUAUAGCACACUGAAGACUUGCGGUGGAAAAGAACUUCAAAGGUUUGCCAGUACGUCUGUCCUGCUGCAGUUACCGAGUUUUAGGAUUUAAGUAUAGCCAGUUGACAUGUGAGCGCUCGUUUUAGUGUUCCGCAACAGAAUACGUUACGGUAUCUACGUCGUUGCUCGCUCGGUCUGUUGAACAUACGCGCAAUGAGUCUGAACGAGCAUUCGUUGCAAGCACUGUCCUGGAGGAAGCUCUACUUGAGUCGAGCUAAACUAAAGGCUUCGAGUCGGACAUCAGCUCUGCUUUCUGGAUUUGCAAUGGUGGCAAUGGUGGAAGUACAGCUGGACACCAAUUACCCGUACCCUCCUGGUCUGCUCAUUGCCUUCAGUGCCUGCACCACUGUGCUUGUUGCUGUGCACCUUUUUGCUCUGAUGGUCAGUACCUGCAUUUUGCCCAAUAUAGAGGCUGUCAGCAACGUCCACAACCUCAACUCUGUGAAGGAGUCUCCACAUGAGCGAAUGCACCGGCACAUUGAACUGGCGUGGGCUUUCUCUACUGUCAUUGGAACCUUGCUCUUCCUGGCUGAGGUAGUGUUACUCUGCUGGGUCAAAUUUUUACCUGUUAAGCACAACAAGUCCACCAAUAGUACAAUUUCAUCAGGUGUGGCUGCUGCUAUCACUUCCACCUCUAUUAUGGUCCCCUUUGGUUUAGUCUUCAUAGUCUUUGCUGUGCAUUUCUAUCGUUCCCUUGUCAGCCACAAGACUGACAGACAAUUUCAAGAACUGGAGGAGCUAUCCAAUCUCACCAGGUUACAAAAUGAGCUGGACCACCGGGGGGAAUCUUCUAUCAUGCAGUCUCCUAGCUCACAUUUCCCAUAGACGGGCAUAGCCUUCUCUGGCCUGUUGGGUUUGCGCCGAGCCAGGACAAUAUUGGCUUCUCAUUUUCACAGGAAUGAAGAUAACUCACCCAAUUGUUGUGAAGGUUAAUUUUUGGAAAAUAUUUGUAUUUUGAGAAAACCAUAUAUUUUUAAUCAACUGUGAACACACAAAUGUGCCAUAAUGCAUGUUACUUGAAAUCAGUAGUAAAUUUAAAAAAAAAAAAAAAAAAGGUCUUAACUGUCUCAUUGCUUAAUUUAACACCUACUUUAUCGCAGACAUCUAACAAAUACCAUGGAAUCAUCAGAGCUUGGCCUGA